AUGUCCUUCGCUGCCACCGCUGCCAUCUCCAUCCCCAACGUAGAAACUUACGUUUUCCACACUGUUGCUGCCAUCAGCCUCUCCUUCCUCCAAUGGGAAGCUCGUGGCAAGCCACCGGAACCAUGGGUUCAGUCUCUCAACUUGCCUGAUCUCUCCUUUGACUCUUGCUUCACCGAUGAGUUCUUCAACUUCUUCAAGUUCCAGCACUCUCUCACCUCCACUGCUUCCGGACGGUUAAUCAACUCAUCCGUUUCCAUUGAAGAUAUCUUUCUACAACAUCUCCGGCAAGAACCAAACUGGCAAGGCCAGAAGGUCUUCGCCAUUGGCCCUUUGAACCCUGUGAUCAAUAUCAAACCAAGAAUGACUACUUCUCGGUGCUUGCAGUGGCUGGACGAGCAGCCGCUUGCGUCGGUUGUUUAUGUUGCGUUUGGCACGACCACAUCUUUUUCCCAAGAACAAGUUGGUGAGAUUAAGAAUGGGUUGGUUUCAAGUGGACAAAGAUUCAUCUUGAUGUGCCGUGAUGCUGAUCUCGGUGAUAUUUUUGCCGGUGGGAAUAGUGUUGAAAAGUGUGAUGAGAUUGAAGAAGUGGGGGGUGGAGUGGUAGUGAGAGGUUGGGCACCACAGUUGGAGAUCUUGAGCCAUUCUUCAAUGGCUGCUUUCAUGAGUCACUGUGGAUGGAACUCUUGCAUGGAGAGCUUGAGCUUGGGAGUUCCUGUUUUAGCAUGGCCUAUGCACUCUGAUCAGCCAUGGAAUGCUGUGCUUUUGACGGAGAUUCUCAAAGUGGGGAUUUUAGUUCGGGAGUGGAAGAAGAGGAAUGAGCUUGUGACUAAGGAGACAGUGAAGGAUUUGGUUUUAAAAAUUGUGGUCGGUGAUGAAGGGAAGAAGAUGAGAGAAAGAGCAGUGGAGAUUAAAGAUAGUCUUAGAGAAGCCAUGUCUGAAGCUGGUGCUUCUAAGAUUGAGUUUGAUUCUUUCAUUGCUCAUAUCACUAGAUCAUGA
Molecule: messenger RNA, 996 nt
Organism: Dioscorea cayenensis subsp. rotundata (Guinea yam)
Lineage: Eukaryota; Viridiplantae; Streptophyta; Magnoliopsida; Dioscoreales; Dioscoreaceae
Product: zeatin O-glucosyltransferase-like
Exons: 1
Coding region: 1-996 (331 amino acids)
Molecular function (GO): UDP-glycosyltransferase activity
Source: RefSeq, a predicted model, not a curated record